Chaetomium strumarium is the source of this 1221-nucleotide messenger RNA. RefSeq lists its product as uncharacterized. Gene Ontology annotation, biological process: translation. Gene Ontology annotation, cellular component: ribosome. NCBI's taxonomy places the organism in Eukaryota, Fungi, Ascomycota, Sordariomycetes, Sordariales, Chaetomiaceae. Gene Ontology annotation, molecular function: structural constituent of ribosome. The transcript has 3 exons. Bases 295 to 786 code for a protein of 163 amino acids. The record is from RefSeq and is a predicted model, not a curated record.
UGUCAUUCCAAACUCCUUACAACGGGUGCUUGACACACAGAAACCAAGAAUCAUUCAGUAGUUGAUGUGAAAGCUGUCGAAAUGUGAUUCCGGGCUACGGAGCUGGCAGCUGGUCAAGGCUUUCCGCCAGCUGUUCAGGCCCGAAAAGGCUCGCUCCGACGCAGCGCGACCUCGAUCCAAACGUCGUCAAAAGUUUGGACGGAUCUUGCCCCCCCCCGCGGCGCAUCGCAACAACACAGGAAGGAAUUGGGUCGGCUCAGCGCCACGCGGAGAGACUCGAGAAAACGCGGCAUAAUGUCGAGAAUUAGCUCACGAUCCCCGCUGCUCCAGGCGGUGCUGCGGCGGGCAUCAGCACCGCAAACCCCACGGUGCGCUCCGUCGACGGCGUCAAACCCAGCAGCUGCACGGGCCUUCUCCCACCUACCCACCCUCCGUCCAACCCUGUUCAACACAUCAUCAUCAUCAUCACCAUCAUCCGUCUUCCGCGCACCAAACCAGACCCUCCUCUCGCGCCAACCAGCACCGACAGCGAUAACAACAGCCACAACAACGAGUGCAGCCACAGGCGAAACCCUAGACCUGAUUGCUAGAUCCUCCAUCACCACACACCCCGCGCUGGCCGGGUGUGCGAGCCAGAUCCGCUGCGGGCCCCGCCCCACGAUGGCGAAUGCCAGCCGGCUGGUCCAGAAGCGGCGGCACGGGUUUCUGAGCCGGGUCAAGACGCAGAAUGGGCGGAAGACGCUUGCUCGGAGGAAGGCGAAGGGUCGGAAGAAGCUCAGUGCGUAAAGCGGAGGAUGCAUUAUGUGCGCAGUGCUGGGGUUUGGCUUGGAUGGCGGUUGAGGGAUGAGCGUCCUAGCGGUGGGGUUGCUCGAUGGAUGGAUAAGUAGGUACAGAGGACGGAGUCACUUUGGUGGAUGGAUGGAUGGACGGACGGACGGAUGGAUUUAUAGAAAGACGCAGAGAGAGGAGAGAGGGAUGUACUGUACAAUACCGUAACCACUGGGCUCUGUGAAAUGUACUAUACGGGGGAUAUAGACAUGCCUCUUCUUGGCCGAGUACAUUGGGGAGUUUACACGGGCAUUGUCUGACGAUUCGGUCUUGUUUGGAGUAUGGCAUCCUAGCCGAAGUGUGGGCUUCAUUGGAAGAGUUACUCUAAACCCUGCACGCCGUGUUUCAGAGCCCAAGUCAAUAAUGCCCUGCGCCUAGAUAUCGCAAGCUGAC